Molecule: messenger RNA, 519 nt
Organism: Eucalyptus grandis
Lineage: Eukaryota; Viridiplantae; Streptophyta; Magnoliopsida; Myrtales; Myrtaceae
Product: proline-rich protein 3-like
Exons: 2
Coding region: 1-519 (172 amino acids)
Source: RefSeq, a predicted model, not a curated record
AUGGCUCUUCUUGCUCAUCUCUGUCUUGCAAAUUGCUUGCUUCUCUUGCCCCUGUUUGCAGUUGUUUUCGCCGCCGACAUCGAUGCCUAUGGAUCCAGAUCCGGCCUCAAGAAGCCAAAACUACAGGGUGACCAGAGCCUCCUCUCCACAGACAUCGGGAUUCAAGGAGUGAUUUUCUGUAAAUCGGGCUCGAAGCUCGUCCCACUCCAAGGUGCCCGGGUGAGGGUAACGUGUUUGGCUGUGGACAAGCGAGGGUACGAAACCGCUACAUUCUGCAUCUUGAGCAGACCGACCGACGCAAAUGGCUUUUUCUUGGCAACACUGUCGCCAUUGGAGGUCGAAGAUGACUGGAAGCUCACACAUUGCAAGGCUUUCCUGGAGCCCUCUCCCUCUGAGAUCUGCAAAGUGCCAACGGACGUGAACAAGGGGAUCACUGGUGCUCGUCUCUCAUCCUAUCGCCUCUCAAAGGACAAGAUAAUGAAAUGGCUCUCCGUGGGGCCUUUUGUUUACACCGCGUGA